AUGAAGAGGAAGAGUGAUAGUGAUAUAAGGAUUAAAUCAUUUAUUGAAGAACCUUCGGUGGCUAUUGGAUCAUUUUUCAAUGGUUUGAACAUCCCAACAUCCACUGACUUUCAUUUAUACCAAAAAAAUGACAAUUUUGAAAUGCAUGGAGAAAAUGAAUCAGUUGAAUAUAUUGCCAGAACUAAUAAUGAUGAAAGUGAUCAUGCUUAUGCAUUUGCGGUAUAUGAUCCUGAACUGAAAUCAGUAGAAUUAGUAUCAUCACCUAUGGUUCAUGGACAAGUUAUUGCCCAAAACAAAAAAGCUUAUAGUGGACCUAAAAUUAGACAAUUAGGUAUAAGGAAUCAUGAACAACGUAAUAAUUUAGGUGAAACUUUUGGUACUAAGAAAGCUAAAAGUGCUAUCACCAAUUUAGCAAGAAACAGAAUUGAUAGUGAAAAAUUAACUGAUGUUGAAUUAGAUAUUGUUGAUUCAGUUAAAUCAUCUACAUCUGAUUUACCAACAAGACAACAAAUGGAUAAACAAACUACUGAUUUAAGACCUAUUCCUCACAUUAAUAUGGGAGCCACUCGACUGGAAGAUAUUUACGCCCUUCAUGCCCUUUUACCAAAGGCUGAAUGGCUCAAUAUCAGAGUUACUUCUAUAUUUACUGAAGAAUCUUCAGAAGAGAAAUUGAAAAUGUUACCAUUUGAUAAAUCACCUUUCCUUGCUAAUCACAUUGACACCAAAGAUGAAGAUAAAUUAAAAGUCAUUUACUUUUGUUCCAUAUUAUUGGGAUUAUACCACAACAGAAGAAUCCGUGAUAAAUUUCAAUUGGUUUCCAAAUUCAAUCAUACAUUACCAGAUUCCAUUAUCAACUAUUUACUUGAAACUUUCACUAUAUCUAAAGCUACCAAAUUCGGUAAAGCUAAAGAUAAAUCAUUCUUAAUUGAUCCACAAAAUGAAGAUAAAUUAGUCAUUUACAUUAUUGCAACCAUGUUCCAUAUCAAUAAUUUCUUAAUCAACUUACAACCAUUAGGAUUCGAAUUGAAUUUGAAAACCACAAAAUUAGUUAACUUGAUAAGGAUCAUGGGAGGUAUUGUUAAAACCCCAGGUCAAGGUGAAGCUGAAGCUUUAGAUAUUCCAAAGAGUUUGAUAAAUAACUCUAAAGUUGCCACAUUAAAAGCUCCUGUCAAAUUACCCGAUAUGAGUAAAAGAGUUAGAAGAUAA
Yamadazyma jaroonii is the source of this 1206-nucleotide messenger RNA. The record is from the annotation of a GenBank genome assembly. Lineage: Eukaryota; Fungi; Ascomycota; Pichiomycetes; Serinales; Debaryomycetaceae.